AUAAAUUCAACCAAUAAGGGUAAAUCUAAUGUGUGCAGAAAUGAUAGUUUUAUUUCAUCAGUCGAACGACGUUUGCACACGCGAUAAGUCACGUGCUAGAGGAAGUUAAAGUUAAAGUGUGCAUAUAGUGAAAACUGGAUUUAGAAAACAUAGAAAAAAUAAAAAAUAAAAUUGUAAUUUUAAAAUUUAGAUAUAGUUUUUCGAAUGGAUCAUUCAGUUCACUGGGGAUAUUCGACAGGACAAAAUCAUCCAGAAACCUGGAUCCAUAAUACUCGUGGUUUGAAACGUGGUUAUUCGGAAAGUGAUGGUGAUGAAUUGUAUUCAGAAGAAUCUUCCAAGGAACAAAACUCUCCUGGAGCUGCCGUUGGAAAUUGUCAAUUAUUAAAUCGUAAAAAGCGACGUGGUGUAAUCGAAAAGAAACGACGUGAUAGAAUAAAUAAUUCACUUUCAGAAUUGAAACGGUUAGUACCGUCUGCCUAUGAAAAACAAGGAUCAACAAAAUUAGAGAAAGCUGAAAUAUUGCAAUUAACUGUGGAACAUUUGAAAAAUUUACAUGCUAAAGGUAUAGAUGGAACGUCUUGUGAUCAAUCACGUUUCGCUUUAGAUUAUCACAUAAUAGGAUUUAGAGAAUGUGCUGCUGAAGUUGCUCGAUAUCUUGUAACAAUUGAAGGAAUGGAUAUUCAAGAUCCCUUAAGAUUACGUUUAAUGUCACAUUUGCAAUAUUUUGUUCAGCAAAGAGAAUUAAGUGCUAAAUCAACAGCCGUAAGUGGUCAAGUGGCUAGUACUGCAUGGCCUGUAAAUACAUAUCAUCAUCAAACAACAAAUAUGCAUCAUCAUACACCAUAUCAAGCAUAUUCAAUACAACCAAAUGCAUCAGCACCUUAUGCUCAACCUAUACUUUCACAUCACACCAAUUCAACAACAUCAUAUACACCAUCAUCAAAUUCGCACAGCCUCUCUGUACCACCAUCAAUUCAAAGUGAUAUAGAUAAUGUUAGUGCAAUGUUAAAUCCAAGUGAUCAUCAUUCAACACCACAACAACAUACAACAAAUCAUUCAACACAUCAUCAAGCAACUGAUCAACAUCAAAGUUCAACUUCAAAUUCAAAUGAUUCUGGAGCAAAUCGCCAAUUGCCACAACAAGAACAAACUCAAACACCCAAUUACGUAAACCAUCAUCAUCAGCAACAACAAACAACAGGUAAUCCAACUUAUACAGAAUUAACUACAAUAACUAGAAGUUCCGGAGAUUAUGGUUUAACAUAUUUACCAAAUAGUAAUCAAGAAUAUGGUAACACUACUCAAAAUUCAAAUUACACAACAAAUCAUAGUAAUAAUAAACCAUAUCGACCAUGGGGAGCGGAAAUGGCUUAUUAA
Condylostylus longicornis is the source of this 1377-nucleotide messenger RNA. It is a transcript of the gene Hey, whose product is annotated as hairy/enhancer-of-split related with YRPW motif protein. Gene Ontology annotation, molecular function: RNA polymerase II cis-regulatory region sequence-specific DNA binding; protein dimerization activity; DNA-binding transcription factor activity, RNA polymerase II-specific. Gene Ontology annotation, biological process: regulation of transcription by RNA polymerase II; regulation of neurogenesis; anterior/posterior pattern specification. Bases 205 to 1377 code for a protein of 390 amino acids. The record is from RefSeq and is a predicted model, not a curated record. Lineage: Eukaryota; Metazoa; Arthropoda; Insecta; Diptera; Dolichopodidae. Gene Ontology annotation, cellular component: nucleus. The transcript has 3 exons.